GCUCUGUAUGACGUCAUACAGAAAUUAAAUGCCAGUUUAAUUGAUGUACGCAAAGAGACUGAAAGUGACAGGUCCUGGGUGUACCUUUUAAUAAUUACAAACACAAAAACAUGUCAUCGGCACAUUUAACAACUGGCCGAUUAAAUGUGGGAAUUAUACAAGAACAAGCUAGAAAACAACUCCUUUGCUUGCUUGAAAAAUGUGAUGGCACGAAGGCAAUUAUAUGGGAAGAAUCUCUUGCAGGACCAAUUGGUCUCGUUGCAAAGUACAGUUUGCUCGAGGAACACGACGUGGUUAAAUUAUAUCCAUUAUGUGGUGGGAGCUUGAAUAUUCCACCGAAUAUUGUUAAUAUCAUAUUUAUUACUAGGCCUCAAUUAGAUCUUAUGGAUUUAAUUGCUGAAAAUAUACAUAGUGAGGAUGGUAAAAGGCCACGGAAAGAAUUUCAUUUGUUUUUUGUGCCUCGCAAAAGUCUUGUCUGUCAGAAGAAACUUCAAAAUAGAGGAGUCUUUGGUAGUUUUACCCUAAUAGAAGAAUUUAAAUGUGAUUUGUUUCCUUUUGAUAAUGAUCUCCUUUCCAUGGAACUUAGUGGAUCAUUUAAAGAGUUUCAUUUAGAAAAUGAUCCAACCUGCUUGUAUCAAGUUGCACAAGCCAUUCAUGGUUUACAAAAGUUAUAUGGAAAAAUACCAAAAGUCACAGGAAGAGGGUGUGCUGCUGGUAAAGUUUGGGAGUUAUUAGAAAGAUUAAGUCGAGAAGAAGAGGAAAAUAAAGCAACAUCUGUACAGUCGAGUACUAUAGAGUAUUUACUAUUAUUGGAUAGAUCUGUGGAUUUACUUUCACCCUUAGUUACACAGUUAACAUACGAAGGAUUGAUAGAUGAAAUUUUUGGAAUAGAAGUUAAUACUGCAAAGUUGCCAGCAAGAAGGUUUCAUGAUUCCGAAGAUUCCCCAACAGCCAUGUCUAUUAAUGAAAAAGAACAAAUCAUACUUAAUUCUGGAGAAGAAUUGUUUGUAGAGAUUAGGGAUAAAAAUUUUAAUGGAGUAGGUCCUGUUCUUAGUAAAAAAGCUAAAGUUAUUUCGUCGCAAUUCGAUGAAAGACAUAGAGAUAAAAGCGUACAGGAAAUCAAACAGUUUGUAGCACGAUUACCGCAUAUGUUAGCUACCAAGCAAUCAUUAGCGAAACAUACAACAAUAGCAGAAAUGAUAAAAGAAGUAACAGAUUCGAGUAGCUUCCUAGAAUCAUUGCAGGUUGAACAAGAGUUGCUAAACUGUAUUGACACAGACAAACCAAACGCUUAUAUAGAAGAUAUGAUAGCACAACAACAACCACUUUUAAAAGUUUUACGGCUUCUCUGUAUACAGUCUUUAACAAACUCUGGUCUUAAACCAAAAUUAUUAGACUACUAUAAAAGAGAAAUAAUACAAACGUACGGGUAUCAACAUUUACCAACUAUAUUAAAUUUAGAAAAGGCUGGCUUGUUAAAACAACAACAAUCUGCUCGUCAAUACGCAGUUUUGCGGAAAGCAUUAAGACUGACAGUCGAAGACGAAAGCGAGAUAGCCCCAAAAGACAUUAGUUACGUUCAUUCUAUAUACGCACCGCUAAGUGUUCGAUUAGCGGAGCAACUUGUACAACCAACUGGUUGGCAAGGUUUAAAUGAUGUAAUGGGUUUACUACCAGGUCCUACUAUUAAUAGUGUUCCAUCUAACGUUUUGUCUUCUGGGAGAAGAAAUUCUGUUACUAGCGAAGAUUCUAAUUCUGAACCGCCGAAGCUAGUAAUGGUUUUCUUUAUCGGAGGUUGUACAUUUGCAGAGAUUUCUGCACUCCGAUUUUUGUCUCAACAAGAAGAGUUAAACGUAGAAUUUGUUGUUUGUACUACAAAGCUAAUAAAUGGAAACACAUUUUUGACAUCGUUGAUGGAAAAUUUAGAAAGUACGUAAUUUAUUAAAUUAAAUUAAAUAAUGUUAUUCGAGUUUAUAUUUAAGUUUUGUUGAUAAUUCUGUAUACACUUUCUUCUCAAAACUAUAGGUAAAUUCCUACAGUGAUAAAUGCAUUUAUAUAUGGUAAAGAUUGUUAUGAAUUUGUACCUCACAAAAUCUUUUAUAUGUGUCUUUUAUACGAUUCACAUACAAAAUAUAUAUGUAUAUGUAAUUAGACUAAUUUUUACGUCAUUAAUUAGACGUUAAUUAGCCUCGUUUGUAGAUAUAUAUGGUAAUGACGAUUGCGACAUUACGAUAUACAUAUAUAUAUAUAUAU
This is a messenger RNA of Hylaeus anthracinus, 2253 nucleotides long. RefSeq names its product vacuolar protein sorting-associated protein 33A (gene car). The coding region runs from base 111 to 1937 and encodes 608 amino acids. Lineage: Eukaryota; Metazoa; Arthropoda; Insecta; Hymenoptera; Colletidae. The transcript is spliced from 8 exons. Gene Ontology annotation, biological process: intracellular protein transport; vesicle-mediated transport. Gene Ontology annotation, cellular component: lysosome; CORVET complex. The record is from RefSeq and is a predicted model, not a curated record.